CUUCAACUUCAAACUUACGAUAUUAUCCCGAUAACGACAUCCUUAACUUUGGCGGCUGUAAAUUCAACUAUUCGACACUCAUAAUCAACAGAUCGACGACAAACACAUAUUCUGCCCUACGAUUGAUACCUUACCCGACAGUCAAACAAGGUACCCGGAUACCUAAGUCAACGUUGAAAGCAGCUUUGACUAAACUAUUAACGCCACCCUUAAUAUCGAGUAUUCAGACAACAGAUGGCCGUCCUGCAACUGCAGAAGGACUUGGAUAAGCUGAGCAAAUCAGCUAAGCUAGCCGACGCCGUCGAAGAUGUAGACAAGAUUAUAGAUCUUUUAACCGCCGCGAGGGAGAGGGUAGCAGCAGCGAACGAUCCUCAUACAACAUGUCUAACCCUCACGAAGCUGCAGAACCCGAUAAAGGAGGAGUUGGAUGGGUUAAAUCGUGACUUGAAUCAAGUGUACAAGGCAUGGAACGAAUUCAACAAGUCUCUCAAAACGGCGUUUUCUAAGGACACUCUGCCGACCGAGCACGAUCCUAUGGAGCCCCAUUCAGCUCUUAUAAAUCGAGCUAUAGCUAUGCACCUUCUACGCGAGGGGCAGUUUGAUGUGGCUUCGACCUUCAUAAACGAAAUACAACCAUCUUCCGAGACCCCGUCAGAUUUUCAAUCACGAACCCAGACGCCUGCCUCUAUAUCUACAUUACAUCCAGCGUCAUCUCAAUCUCAACAACCCACAGAUAUCGCUAUAACAGACGCCGAUAUCCCCUCUGACCUAACAACUUUCCACUCCCGGGCGUUACAAUUGUCCUUCGCCGACAUGUAUUCGAUCCUUUCCGCCCUCAAAGCCCAUGACCUGAUACCGGCCAUUUGCUGGGCAAGAGAAAACCACGUAGAGCUCGAAAAUCGAGGAUCAAAUCUAGAGUUUGAACUCUGCAAAUUACAAUUUAUAUGGUUAUUUAAGGGUCCCGCCGUCAAUGGAUUGCCCGAUUCCCCGGAGAAUGGUGUGCUAGGCGCAUUGAAAUAUGCUAGGUCAACAUUCAAUCGUUUCCAGCAGCGCCAUUUACAUGAAAUCCAGCAACUCGCUUGCGCAUUAGUCUACUCGCCAAACCUAGCCGAUUCUCCCUACGGGCCUGUGUUCGAUAUCUCAGCGGCCUUCGAGGAUGUCGCAGCAUCGUUCACGCGCGAGUUCUGCUCCCUAUUAGGAUUAUCGGCCGAGUCACCUCUGUACGUAGCCGCCACAGCCGGAGCUCUCGCCCUGCCCGUACUGGCCAAAUACACGUCCCUAGCGAAAGCGAAGGGCACCGAAUGGACGACGACGGACGAGCUCGCCUUCGAGACGCCGCUUCCCAAGAGCAUGAUGUACCACUCCAUCUUCGUCUGCCCGGUCAGCAGGGGCCAGACAACGGAAUCGAACCCGCCGGUGAUCCUGCCGUGCGGCCACGUGCUAGCAAGGGAGAGCUUGCAGAAGCUGGCUAAGGGCAGUCGGUACAAGUGUCCCUACUGUCCCAGCGAGGGCAUCGUCAAGGACGCCAAGGAGAUCAUAUUGUAGGACAGACGGCAGUGUCCGACCCCCGACGUGUAUUUUAAACUGCGGUGCGGGUACCUCAGGCGUAACAUGAGACUCGGGUUGGAUUGCGAUUCCGGCGUAUGGCGACGAGUGGGACGAGUUUGUCAACAGCGGUGGGGCUAUGGAGUUUAGUGACUGGCAGGUUCAAAGGCGUUUUUAUUUUUUAGUGCUGAGACGCUCCUUUUUUGCUGUAGAUAUACAUUAUCGAUGCGUGAGAGGUAAAUACAAUUUUAUGACGCUGUUAUUCAUAUAAUAUGCUCGAAACUCUGCCUCACUUGACCUG
Messenger RNA from Annulohypoxylon truncatum, 1846 nucleotides. Its product is annotated as CTLH/CRA C-terminal to lish motif domain-containing protein. Gene Ontology annotation, molecular function: protein binding; ubiquitin protein ligase activity. The record is from RefSeq and is a predicted model, not a curated record. NCBI's taxonomy places the organism in Eukaryota, Fungi, Ascomycota, Sordariomycetes, Xylariales, Hypoxylaceae. The transcript is spliced from 2 exons. The coding region runs from base 235 to 1545 and encodes 436 amino acids. Gene Ontology annotation, cellular component: GID complex; cytoplasm; nucleus. Gene Ontology annotation, biological process: proteasome-mediated ubiquitin-dependent protein catabolic process.